This is a messenger RNA of Paramuricea clavata, 654 nucleotides long. The record is from the annotation of a GenBank genome assembly. NCBI's taxonomy places the organism in Eukaryota, Metazoa, Cnidaria, Anthozoa, Malacalcyonacea, Plexauridae.
AUGACGACUAGCAACUCUGUAGAUUGGCAAUCGACGAAAAAGACAGUUCAAGAAAGAAGCUGUCACAUGUUGAACAAUCCGUUUAUGAGUGAUAUAAAAUUCACAUGUGAAGAUUCAGCGAAGUCAUUUUAUGCACACAAGUAUGUGUUGGGCACAAGCAGUGCUGUAUUUCAUGCGAUGUUCUACGGCGAUUUGGCCGAAACGAAGCCGGUUGUUCAUUUCGGCGACACGGAUGAAGAAAAUCUUGAGCAAUUUCUGUGCUUUCUCUACACAGAUAAAUGUGAUUUGACUGUGGACAAUGUUGUAUCUGUGAUGUACCUCUCAAAGAAAUACAUAGUGUCUUCUCUCACUGAAAAAUGUGUGCAAAUCAUGGAAAAAGGCUUAAACGUUGAGAAUGUUCUUAGAAUUUUGGAACUGGCAAUAUAUUUUGACGAGGGUGAGCUGGAGAUGAAAUGUUGGCAUCUUGUCGAGUCGCGUACCGCAGACGUGGCCACCACAGAAGCAUUCAAUAACAUCAGUCAAAAGACGCUGGCCUGUGUACUAAAGCGAGACCACCUGAGCAUACCAGAAGUUCAACUAUUUCAAGCGGUGUUGAGGUGGUGUGAUGAACGGUGUUCAAAAAAACAAUUAAAAGUGUCGGGGGAGAACAGAUGA